GCUCUUCAAUCGCCAAGUCACGUUCCGUCUUCUGUCAUGGUGCCGCGGAAAACAGCUUGUGGUCUUCGAAAUAUUUGUCGUCAAGACUACGGGAAAUAUUGAUAAUUAAAAGCAAUCUUGUUAUUAGCUCAUUUAGUAUGGAUAUAGCCGAAGUGGCGAAAUCUUCUAAGGAACAAGAGGGUGUUGAGCAGCCGGUGAUUGUAAAAGACAUAACACUUUCUGAAUAUGAAAAGGUGAUCGAGGCUCUAAAGAGGGCCAAGGCUGAGCUAGAAGCACAGAAUGAAAAAUUAAAAAGUGAACUUCAAAGUCGUGAGUCUGUGCAGGCUCAUAGAGAUAAACAAUCUCCAGUGGAGGAGAGGCUUACUGAUGUGGAACAAUCUGCUGAAAUAAAUGACGAUUCCAACACAGAAAGAAUGGAUACAGCCUGUGAAGAUAUAUCUGGCUGUGAUGGGAGUGCCAAAGAAGUCAAAGAGGAAGUUGGUUCUCUCCCAGCACAUUCUGUAGCUAGUGUUUCAAUGUCCGGUCCUGCUGGUGCAGGCAAAAUUCUUGAUAAGUCAUCAGUUGUGCAGAUUACUGCCUCAAAAGAAGAGAUCCAACGGCGAAUUUCAGCCUUUAUAAGUCACAAGCGGGCUGAGAUUGACGAGUUGAAUAAAGGAGAGUUUGGUUGUCCAGAUUCAGAUAACAGUUGUGCCAGAGUGAAUGCAGUGUAUGUACCUAAGUUUGGCAAAAGCCGUCUGAAGGUGAGUCGUGUGUACAACACACAUGGCCCACAGACUCAUAUGACAAGUGGCCAUUCAGCUGUGCUUGGUGGAGGCGACAUGGACAGCUGGAUGAGAGCCUGGGAAGAGUCACUGGAAGAAAGGCUAGGCAACGUGGAACAUCAUUUGAAAUUAAGCAGAGAUUCAGCACAUGAUUAUCUUGGUCGUAUAAAGGCUGUCGAGGAAAGAGUUCUGUUUCUUGAAGGACUUUCACCAGAAUACUUUCUUGGAGGUCCUCCACCACCAAAACGAAGAAGACUAGCAGCAACAGUUCCUUUUUCUGGACACAGUACCGAGAUACCAGUAGGCAUAAAGGAAAAGUAUCAAAACUGGACACUGGUGGACAUUGAUCAACGAAUACAUGAACUACGAAGAUCCUUACAGCAAAAAUCCCGCAAAGAGAUUUGAAAGUCUAGAUUCAGAAUACUUUCUCCAUAAUCUGGUAUUGCCAUAUUGGAUGAAGAUCAGCAUGCUGUUUUCAAAACUGCUUCAAGAUGCACCAGUGUGUGGAUGCCUGUGCCGCGCAAGGAUUGCAUAAGAGAGAGCAGACUGGGGGUGUGCCUAAAACAGACCAAAAACAGUUUAACAUAUUAUUAACAAUUACUCAAGAUAUGCUAGAAAAAGUGAACAGACAAGAAUGCAAGUAUGCAAUGUGAAAAACUGAUCUCUGUGACAUCUAGUUUGAUGGACUAGACCUUAAUGCCUAGUGUGAUUUAAGCAUUCCAGAAAUUGAUAUGCAAAGCAUGUUGCUUUCCGCAUUGAAAUCAUGAAUAGUUUUAUUUCCAGCCAAACUGUAAUUAAAAAUUUAUUAAGAUAUGGUUUGAAAAAGUGGCAUGUGCGAGAAAAAGAAAUGAAACACUUCAUUUGUUGGCAAAUGUUGAGCUGUGAAUACAACAUAUAAAAACAAACUUUUUCCAAAAGAUUAUUUGGAAUAGUAUUUACAAUGGUGAAAAAUCUCUCUUAAUGACCAUGUCAGAACUUCUUUGUGUAGAAGUUUAAUGGUUGAAGUUGAGGUCUCUUUAUAAACU
Pomacea canaliculata is the source of this 1786-nucleotide messenger RNA. RefSeq names its product MAP3K12-binding inhibitory protein 1-like. The transcript is spliced from 9 exons. NCBI's taxonomy places the organism in Eukaryota, Metazoa, Mollusca, Gastropoda, Architaenioglossa, Ampullariidae. Bases 138 to 1166 code for a protein of 342 amino acids. The record is from RefSeq and is a predicted model, not a curated record.